CAUCAGGAGAUACAAUUGGUAACCACUUGGGCAAAUAUCAUAAAAUGCUAUUUACCCCCUCUGUGGGUAUCCAUCCUCUGCCUUUAAAUAUUUCCUUGAGCUGCAGAUUCCUUAAAUUGGGAUAUUAUCGAGAUGAUAUUCAGCAUGAAAAAUAAAACUUCAACAUUUUAUAUAACUCUUACUACACUACCAAUUAUUGGAUAUGGGAUUUAUUAUUUCUAUAUGCGUAAAAAGAAAAACAUAUUUUUGCAGGACCCUAAUAUAAAAUAUAUUGCAUAUUUAAAAUCUAUAGAUGAAGUUAGUCAUGAUACUAAAAAGUUUAAAUUUGGACUCCCCACAAAUAGCCAUGUUUUAGGCCUACCUACAGGGCAACACUUAUAUUUAAAUGCAGAUAUUGAUGGGAAAAAAGUAAUCAGACCAUAUACUCCUAUAUCUCUUGAAGAUUCCAAAGGGUUUUUUGAUCUUGUUAUAAAGAUUUAUCACAAAGAUGUACAUCCCAAAUUUCCAGAUGGAGGGAAAAUGACUCAGCAUCUAAAUAGUCUCAAAAUAGGAGAUGGAAUUGAAGUAAGGGGACCUAGUGGAAGACUCAGAUAUUUGGGGGAUGAUAAGUUUUCUAUCAAACUUACCUUUAAAGAUAAAGAUAAUGUUGGUCCCCCCAGAAUUGUCAGGACUAAGAGAAUUGGGAUGAUAGCUGGAGGCACUGGUAUUACACCUAUGUUUCAAAUGCUCCAAGCAAUUUUAUUGAACCCUACUCCCGGAAAUAAGGACAUACAAUUUGAUUUACUGUUUGCCAACCAAACUGAAAAAGAUAUUUUAUUAAAGGAUGAAAUUGAAGCACUAGCUAAAAUGUUUCCUACUCGUUUUCGUUAUUGGUACACUGUCGACAAACUAACUGAAGAUCCUAAGGAUUCUGGCAAAGAAUGGCCCUACGAUAUAGGUUAUGUCAAUGCCAAGAUGAUAUCUCAACAUUUACCAUCUCCUUCUGCUGUUUCUAAUGGUUCUACUUCUCAAACUACUUCAAACGGGGUUGUGGAAAAUCUGGAAACCCUAAUACUAACCUGUGGCCCUCCGCCUAUGAUUAAAUUUGCCGUUAGCCCAGCCCUUUCUAAACUUGGUUACAGUGAUAAUGAAAUUUUUGUGUAUUGAUUCCGAAAAACUAUCUAAAUCAUGUUUUUUAUUACAUUUCCUACAAAUAUUUUUCGUUUAAAAUAUUUCCUCCUUUUUAUUUUAUUAACAUAAAUUAAAUGUAUCAUUUUAUAAUUUUUAUAGUAAAUUUUUUUGCACCUAUUUUUUUUAUUAACACGUUGCCCUUUCAUUUAAUUAUUUUAUAUAAUCUAUAUUUAAAAUUUGGCCAGUGUUGGGAUUUGUGAUAUUUAUUUAUAAUUUAUUUGCAUUUAGGUCAAUAUUACAUUAAUCAAUUGUUUUUUAUUUUAUAAUAUUGCAGGGUGUAUUUAAAUCGUUUAUUUUUUAAAGAUUAAAUUUAAUAUGAUUACAAA
Gordionus sp. m RMFG-2023 is the source of this 1496-nucleotide messenger RNA. RefSeq names its product NADH-cytochrome b5 reductase 3-like. The record is from RefSeq and is a predicted model, not a curated record. The coding region runs from base 133 to 1146 and encodes 337 amino acids. The transcript is spliced from 5 exons. Lineage: Eukaryota; Metazoa; Nematomorpha; Gordioida; Chordodea; Parachordodidae. Gene Ontology annotation, molecular function: oxidoreductase activity; FAD binding.